Molecule: messenger RNA, 1269 nt
Organism: Closterium sp. Naga37s-1
Lineage: Eukaryota; Viridiplantae; Streptophyta; Zygnematophyceae; Desmidiales; Closteriaceae
Source: the annotation of a GenBank genome assembly
AUGGCGCACGUUCGGCGCAGAUCACUACACCAAUCAACACGGGGCGGUGUGCAGGUCGGGGGCUUCGGCAGGAAUGUGUAUGCGCGGUCGUGGAUGGUGCAGCAGCGAGCAGCAGUGCCAAAAGCAUGGGAGGGGAGUCAUGCCAUGCCAUCCAUCCCGUACCCCCGCGCACCGCCGGCACCAAAACCACCCACCCCCCACCAAUUUCACAGCCCGUCAUCUCCUGCAAUCAUGUUGCCGUCCGUAGCCGUCGCGUUGCUGCUGCUCGCCGCGUCGGUUCCGGCGUCGGACGCGAAGGUGCGGUCCGGCUGCAUCAGGAACUACCAAUGCCCGCGUCGCGGCAGCAACCAGUGCGGCCUCUACUAUGUCUGUUCCACUUCUGCGAAUCCCAAGCCGCCCUACACCCUGCAGACCUGCGACACAUGCGCGUUUCGGGACAACGUUAAUGCCUACGCCCAAGUGUGCAACUACGAGACCGGCCGAUGCAACGUUAACAUAAUUGAUGGCAGGCCUUGUGCGACAGAUAAACAAUGUGGCGCUUCGGGACAGUUUAAGUGCCUGGUGAACAAGAACAGCAAAGCCAAGCCGCAGGCCAAGCGUUGCUGCAGAUCCCGGCCAUCAACGGCCCCCGUGCGGUUGCGCGUAUCCGCACGGAUCCAGGUCGACCGCCGGAAGCAUCUCGAGGAGCUCUUCCGGCGUCAGCUGGAGGAAGAGAAGCGGCGGACUGAAUCAGCUGUGACAUGCCCAGUGGAUUGCGUGCGGGAGGUGCGGACUAUGGCUGAUCUGGAAGCGGAGCUGCUUACAGCGGAGCAGAAUAUGCAGCUGGUGGUUGUGGAUUUCUACAAUUCGUCAUGUGGCUCGUGUAGAUACAUUCUUCCCAGAUUCAUAGACCUCUGCAAAUCAGGCUGUCAGGGUGACUCUGAGUGUGCAGUGGAUGGAUUUGCAGUUUCAGACAACACCACGAUUGAUAGGGUUACAACGGGUGGAAUCGCAAGCAAUGUUUCUCCAGCAGCAGCUGAAGAGAGCAAGGAUGCAGAUGCUGUUGACUCUGAAACAGUGCGGCAGGAGUUUUCAGCCGUUCGGUUUCUCAAGCACAAUGUCCGGGACGACUAUGACGACUUAACGGAAAUUGCCCUGCUGUAUCGCAUCAAGCUGGUUCCCGCCUUUGCCUUUUUCAAGGACGGUUCUUGCAUUGGCCAGAUCGCAACAAGGAACACUUCCAGGGUGGCAGCUGCGCUGGCAACCCUGCUAUCAGGGCACAAGCUGUGA